Messenger RNA from Notothenia coriiceps (black rockcod), 1446 nucleotides. RefSeq names its product serine/threonine-protein kinase SBK2. The record is from RefSeq and is a predicted model, not a curated record. NCBI's taxonomy places the organism in Eukaryota, Metazoa, Chordata, Actinopteri, Perciformes, Nototheniidae. The transcript has 5 exons. Gene Ontology annotation, molecular function: protein serine/threonine kinase activity; ATP binding. Bases 197 to 1351 code for a protein of 384 amino acids. Gene Ontology annotation, biological process: protein phosphorylation.
AGUUCCUCUACGGACAACCAAACUCUAUCUGCCGCACACUGAGACUCACACAGUUUUAUACUUAAGGUGGAAAGAAGACCGAACAGAUGAGGACCCAUGGGAGAUUUGACAGGUGCACCUGCUAAAUGAAGAUUAUUUAUGCUUUACAUAUAUCUAACUGAAGGUCAACGGUGCUGAACUGAACCAAGGCUGCAAAAUGACAGCUGCCACAAAGCUUCUGGAUGAGAUGUGUCAUCUGUCUGUUCAGUCUUUGAGACCAAUGAACACAUCGGAGCACUUUAAGGUCCUAAAGCUCCUGGGUGAAGGCUCGUAUGGCAAAGUCAUGCUAGCUGUACACAAGCAGAACGGUACACCGAUGGCUCUGAAGUUCUUCCCUCGAGAGUCCACAUCUCUUUUCUCUUUCCUGAAGGAGUACAACCUCUCUCUGUCGUUCUGCACCCACCCGUCCCUGACCAGAGCGCUGGGAAUUGCCUACUCCACACCAUCACACUACGUCUUCGCUCAGCAAGCAAGCCUCUUUGGUGAUCUGUACAAUGUCAUCUUGCCUGAGGUUGGUAUGGAGGAGGACUGUUGUCAGCGGGUGGUGUCCCAGCUGUGUGGGGCUCUAUCCCACCUGCACUCUCUUGGCUUUGUACACCGGGAUGUCAAACCAGAGAACGUCUUUCUGUGCGACUCCGCCUGCCGCUGGGUCAAGCUUGGAGACUUUGGCAUGGUGAAGGCCACAGGCACCAGAGUCCCGGAGGUCUGGUACAGCUCCCCUUACUGCACCCCUGAGGCGGAAAUCGCUCGUGGAAAUGAGGAUAGUUGGGGGAGCAUUAGUGACGGGCGUGAUGCCGUUAAAAAAGACAAAGAGAAUAAAAAUAAUGAAAGGGUCUGGGUUUCUGUCGAGCCCAGCACGGACAGCUGGGCCCUGGGUAUCUUGACCUACGCCAUGCUGACCGGCAGUCAUCCCUGGGCUGAAACAGCCAGCAAUUGCGGCUCAUACCUGAAGUUUAGGGAAUGGUUUGACAGAUCAGAGGGACCCAAUGAUUUACUGAACGUGUGGGCAGAGCCACAAAGGGAGAGUGCACAGGAGGUCAUUGAUUUAUACGAGACAGAACUAGAAAAGGAAGAUCGACCUCCAGUUGCGGCCCAGUUUGCAUGUUUCACCCCGCUGGCCUGCUCCUUCUUCCAGUCGCUUCUAGACCCCAGGCCAGGGUUUCGCGGUCAACCUGAGAUUGCGCUGAAUUAUCUUGGAGGGGACUGGGUGAUGGAGAAGGAAAGGGUGAGGCUGGAGGAGGAGAGGAAGAAGAGCAGAGGGAAAGGACCAAUCAGGAACAUGAAAGAAAUGGUGGGGAAAGAAGAGAGAUAAGGAGUCAUAAUAAUGAGAACGCUGGUAAAUGAUGAAGCAAACGUAGCAUAGCAAACAUAUUUUAUAUUUUGUCAUAGGCUAUUGUGCAAUAAGUU